UGAGAGGGAGGCAGCAAUCGUAGAUCGUUGUGCUUCUGCGUGGAGCCGUGGACUUGCCUCGUAGUGAUCAUGCUCGUAGUGAAUAUUUAUCAAAUCAUUGUAUCAUUCAUUUACUCCAUUCCCUGCCGUAGAUCGGAAAAUAAACACCGCGUAGAUAGUCGCGUUCGUUUUUGAGGUUAGGUUACUAGGAUCAUGAAAACCUAGUCCGGCGACUUUGACUUCAAGAUUCGGGAACACGAGAUCGUUUGUUCGUCUCGUCCACGGCGGGAAUGUCGGAGCGAUUCCUUGCUCCGGGUCUAUUCGGGAAAAUCGUUUCGGGAAAUGUCUUACAGUGAUGGCGGGGGACGUUCAAUACGAAAAUCAGGAAGCAGGUCUCCGAAGAAGUUGCGCGUGACAAAGGCUGAGAAUAGUGACAGGGCAACAACAACAAUAAGUUAUAGUAACCACCACCAUCAUCACCAUCAUCGUUUCGGGGAAGGGAGUCAAAAUCAACCCUCGAUUCACAAGCGGAACCUCUACGUCGUCUCGUUCCCCCUGAUUUUUUUGUUCAAUAUCCUCCGGUCCCUCAUUUAUCAAUUGUUUGUCGUUUUCAAAUAUUUGUAUACCUCGUCCUCACAUUUGAUUCACAGAAGGCGGGUGGCGAAAAAUUCGUGUCAGCUGGAAAUUGUUGUGGAUAGGGAAACCGCCGAAAAUUUGUUGAGGGUUUCGACAAGACAGGAGGAAGGAAUGUCACACAUAGUCAAAAGACCGGGACCUGGACCUGGGGAUCCUCUCCUUGCUAAGCAGAAACAUCAUCAUCGAAGGGCCUUUGAGUUCAUUAGCAAAGCUCUCAAAAUUGACGAAGAAAAUGAAGGUCACAAGGAAAUGGCCAUCGAACUCUACAAAAAGGGAAUCGGAGAACUUGAAAAAGGCAUAGCAGUCGAAUGUUAUGGUGGACGAGGGGAAGUCUGGGAAAGAGCUCAAAGACUUCACGAAAAAAUGCGAACAAAUCUAGCAAUGGCCAAGGACAGACUAGAUUUUCUUGCGAGUGUGUGCGAGCUGAAAAAGAUGGAAAUCACCGAAGAAGCUCCUGGAUCAGAACAAGAAACGGAGGAUGUUUCUGAAGAAUGUCCUGGAAAACAUUUAAGAGCAAGGCGAAAUUUACAAGUCAAUCACAAGCAUACAAAUCAAAAUAAUUCCAAAAAUACAAAUCACACACAAUUUAAGCCACAGACACAAACACUAAAUUCUAGACAUAAUUCUUACACUCAAAUCCCGAAGCCUCGUUCUCCGAAAAACUAUCAUGCUCGUAUUGCCGAAGGGAGGAAAAUGACACCAGGGAAACGAAUUUCGGGAGCUGUGCUAAGCAAAAGUCAAACUUUACCGCGAAGUAUGGGAAGAUCGACGCCUUCAUUACCUGGUCAUCGAGCAGUGCCGAUAAAACCUUGUUCUACGCCACCUUCUGUGAAAAGACAAUUGUCCGUUCCUGGGAAUGGGUCACCGAUUAGAAGACCCGGAACACCUGGUGCAACAAACAGCAAUCGAGGAACUCCAACGAGGAAAGUUUCAAAUUUAAAGGGAGUGGAUCCUAAACUUGCUCAAGUUAUACUUGAUGAGAUUUUGGAAGGAGGAGCCGCUGUUCAAUGGGAUGAUAUCGCCGGACAAGAGACUGCAAAGCAAGCUCUCCAAGAAAUGGUGAUUUUGCCUUCCCUACGACCGGAAUUAUUCACCGGUCUGCGAACUCCUUCCCGAGGAUUAUUACUCUUCGGACCUCCAGGAAACGGGAAGACUCUUUUAGCUAGGGCAGUUGCUACUCAGUGCAACGCCACCUUCUUUUCCAUAUCAGCGGCAAGUCUAACUUCCAAAUACGUAGGAGAGGGAGAAAAAUUGGUGAGGGCUCUUUUUACGAUUGCUCGGGAGCUACAACCUUCCGUCAUUUUCAUCGACGAGGUUGACUCACUUUUGAGCGAACGAAGAGAUAACGAGCAUGAAGCUUCCAGACGUUUAAAAACUGAAUUCCUGGUGGAGUUUGAUGGGCUUCCUUGUAGUCCAGAGGAGAGAGUUCUCGUAAUGGCUGCGACAAAUCGACCUCAGGAAUUGGAUGAAGCAGCUUUGAGGAGAUUUACAAAACGAGUUUACGUGUCGCUGCCAGAUUCGAAGACGAGGCUCGUUCUUUUGAAAAGACUUUUGGGGAAACACAAUGAUCCUCUGACUGAUGAAGAGUUAAAUCGAAUGGCCGCUUUGACGGAGGGAUAUUCUGGAAGCGAUUUGACGGGAUUGGCCAAGGACGCAGCCCUCGGACCGAUUCGAGAACUGAAUCCAGAACAAGUGAAAGAAGUCGAUCUAAACCUCGUGCGUAACAUAACAAUUCAGGACUUCCUGGACUCUCUAAAAAGAAUCCGCAGGUCGGUAUCGCCCUCAAGUUUAGCCGCUUACGAAAAAUGGAGCCUCGAGUAUGGGGACGUAAGUCUCUGAUUAAAAAAUCACGCGAGAAAAAGUUCCUGCUCACAACUUGACUCUCGCAAAUUUUAGCAGAGCUCUAGCUCCACUUCUUACAGUCACUGAGCACCUUUUCUAUUAAAUUUAGCAACAGAACAAAUUGAAUCUGGAGCCUCGAUUCCAGUUAAGCGAAAACAAAUUCUUAAUUACAUAGAUAAUUGGAAAAGGAAAAAACUGAGGCAAGCGCAGUAAACUAAAAACUUCUAGCGGCUUUUAUAUUCCGGACGAUUGUAAAUUGUACCAUUUUUUCGCACUCGUCAAUCAAUUUUGCACUAAAGAGGCAAGCUUCCCUUAUUUUGCCGAUUUCUCGUGCAAGCGAAAAGACUGUUUGCGUUUACUGUUCUCUCGAACAUAUUUUAUCUCAAGUCGGACGUACAAACAAGAAAAAGUUUUGCCUCUCGAUUCAAACCAAUUUGCUCCUCAUUUUGGAGAUUUUUAAACUCGAGUAAAAUCGGCUGCAUUCGCCGAAUAAAUAUUCAAUUAGAUGUCACAAUAUUGUCUUUAUAAGAGACUUGUUCUCAAGAAAGCCUGGGAGCUUUUUUCAAUUAUUUGUAUCUAUUUUGAAUCUAUCCUACUUGUGAUUAAACCGAGAACGAAAUAUUUACUAAUUCAAUAAGACAGAUGUUGAUAAAAGAAAAUAUCGAUGGGAAUAUUGAUAAUUUUUUUUCAUCAGAAAUAUUUCUCUAACGCUUCUUGAAUCUCGCUCAAAACUCUACAAUCCAAAGAACCGAUAGUUUUUGCAGAAUAAAAUACAACAAAACACCCGAAGUACCUAAACGAUAAAAAGAAUAAAAAUCGCAUUUUGAGCUUAAGUGAUACAAAUAAAGUAAAUUAAGAUAAAAGUCCAUUGAGAUAAUAUGCUAGAAGUGCGCUAGAAAAUUGCUUUAGGCUUGAGCAGAAAAGAUUGGCGAAAAAGAGAGAUUUUUGUGACGGCAUCGAAUGGAUUUGUUUUCCUAAAGACUCAGCGUGAGAAUUUAUUGUAGACAACGAAAGGGCUAAAUGAUAUCUUCCAAGAAAAAGAGGCUUUACAGCAGAUGGUUAUUUGAAUAUUGAAUUAUUGCAAAGUAUUUUUAUUCCAUAUAUGUAUCAUUAACGUUGUCGCUGAUUAUUCGAGAUGUUUAAAAGACGUUCAAUUGUUCAUCCGUUGCAUUCCACAAAUAUUUAGUCUAGGAAUUUAGUUGCGCCUAAAAGGCACGAUUUUUGUGAACGAUUCGCAAUUACGCAAAUUGUUGAGGAUUUUUCCAAAGAGAAGGGUAUCAGAUUGCUAAGGAAUUCCGAAAGUUGGUUUAGAUUAGAGAAGCACUUUAGAAAGGACAUUAAAAAAAGAAAACUCUCUCGGAGGAUCAUCGGUUCAGAUCAUAAUUUAUGCCAACGCAGCAAUACGCACUUUUUCGCAGUUUUUGAGAAAAUCGACUUUGAAAUAUCCGCAGCACGCGACAUAGAGUUUGACGAAACAUACUUUAAAUCGUGCGGUAGCACAGCUGAAAGGACGCGUGUUCGAUUCUCGCUUCCUGCACUUUUUUAUUUUAUUUUUUACUUAUUAGAAUGUUUAUAAAUUUAAUUUCCUUUAAUUAUCAUUAAAAAUUAUGCAAAUAAUAAUUUUUAAAUACCUUUUUCACGGAAAAACUGAUCUUUUUUAACUUUAUCAUGCUUUCCGUAACAAAUUUAUUUUCUAUAAAUGUUAUUGAAAGUCAAAAGACUAUCCUCCAGGUCAAGACGGUAUUUAUAUUUCGUAGCAUACGAAGCAAAAAAUUUGUUUGUUAUAAAAAAAAUCAGGUGUUUGCCAAUAUACACAUAAGAAAAUCUUGUUCUUGUAAAAACCUUCAUGUUUCUAAUUUUAAACAUAAUUGGUAAAUGUGGAAAGAAUUAUUAACAUUUAUAGAAACUAAAUUUGUCAUUCAGUUUUUCCGUGAAAGAAGGAAUUAUAAAAAUUAUUAUUGGGAUAAUUUUAAAUGAUUAUUGGUGGAAAUUAUAUUUAUAAACAUUUUAAUAAAUAAAAUAUUUAACGGAAAAAUGUGGAACGCGAGAAUCUAACAUGCAACUUUUCGACUAUGAAGCCGAAGCGAAAAAUUGCAUAUUACUGCUUUGGCAAAUUAAAAUUAAACAAUAACUUAAUAUAGAAUUAAUUUAUGAGCCGAAACUAAAACUGACAAUUGCCGAUAUCCCUUUGUAAACCAGAGGAAUGCAUUACCCAAAAACAGAAUGGAUCUUUUAACAUGGAGGUAUCGAAAUAGGUUAGGAUAAAUUUGAAAAAUAGUUCAGGAAAUAUUUUGGUAGGAUUGGGAAUUACAGUUUUAGAAGAGAAAUUGGAAAAUUAAAAACUGAAGUCAUAAAUUUAAAAAAUCAUGUUCUUUCUAAGAAGAAAGUCGCUCUCUGGCUCGAAAUUAAAUCUCGAUUUGAUAUUUAUUAAUCAAUGAUAAUUAAUUAAAAUAAGCUAGGUUGUAAAUUGAUGAGAAUGUGAUAAAUUAUUAUUAUAGUUAUUGUGGGCGUGAUUUUAAAUUCGCUCUUCGUUGUUGAGUGUUUUUGAGAGGAGAUUUUGAUUGGUGACUCAGCAAAAAUUUUGCAAAUUUGAGUACAAAAGAGCUUCUAAAGUUUGUAAGGGUCGCUCACGAUAUUCACAUAGUGAUAUUAUUUGUAUUAUAAUUAUUAAUUAUGAAUGAAUGAAUGAAUUCUUCGGAAGAGAGAAUUUAAAUUCUUAAGAACGAUCUCUUUUUGGAUAUUUUUUUCAUGAAAAAUUGUACACAGAGUUCUAAAGGAAGUAGUUUUCAUUAUUCGCAUUGAUAUAAAUAUUUUGUAAGACCUCGGAUACGGAUCUCGAAAACUUUAGAACUCUUAGCACACUAGCCAUAUAAAUACGAAUCGCACUUUCAAUCUUGUAACUUUAUCGCCUCUCGAGCCUGAUUAAAAAUAUAAGCUUUUCUAUCAUUUUUUGCGGACCGAAUUUUAAAUUAAACGAUUGAAUCGAAAAUAUUGAGAGCGGCGCUGCUCAUUUGGAACGAAACUUCACAUGAGAUAAUUGAUCUCACAGCCUUCUAUAAUAUAUUCAGCUCUGCCUUGAUCCAGUUAUUUUGCUACUUUUAUAAUAACAAAUAAUAAUGAUAAGUUAAUACUUAACGAUAACGAGAUGCAAAGUUUGCAGAUUAAUUCAAAAUCUAGUCUUUGAAAAAUCAAUUUUUCCCAAGAUUCAAAUUCAAGAAUCCUUAGAAAAGAAUCUUGAGAAUUAUCCAGUUUGCCAUAUUUAAAUUAGCUGAAAAUUAAUCAUUAAUAAAAAAAAAGUGUUCCGAAAUAGUUGUAGAGUGAAAGAGUGCGAAAAUAGAUUUUAGAAGUCUUUCUAGGAUAGUUGAAUGGCUUUUGUGAAUUGUCUUCGUUCGGUGUUUUCGUAUCUGUGAAAUGUGAACUUCGAGCGAAAAUUAAAUUUUCUGAAGGAUAAGAAGGACCUCUUAAAAUUGACUGGAAAUUGUUACCUGUCUUUAUUUAAUAUUUAUUAAUGUGUCAUUGAUAUUAUUGUAAAAUGUAAAAUAUUUUAUGUCGUAACAGUGAGCAGAUAUUGCAGUAUUCAGAAAUCUGUACAAUUUACACGUACUUAUUUAUACACUCACGAUAUUUCUAGUCUCCGAUUGUAAAUAGAUUUAUUACCUAAUUAUUAAUUAAAAUAGUAAUUACGCUACUCAAAGUGCUAUAAGUUAUUAAUAAGAGAGGAUUGUGGGAAAGCGAUUGCCGAAUAAAAGACAUUCUUCGUUCAACAGAA
Messenger RNA from Belonocnema kinseyi, 6226 nucleotides. It is a transcript of the gene spas, whose product is annotated as spastin. Bases 322 to 2454 code for a protein of 710 amino acids. Gene Ontology annotation, cellular component: microtubule cytoskeleton. Lineage: Eukaryota; Metazoa; Arthropoda; Insecta; Hymenoptera; Cynipidae. Gene Ontology annotation, molecular function: microtubule severing ATPase activity; ATP binding; ATP hydrolysis activity. The record is from RefSeq and is a predicted model, not a curated record. The transcript has 7 exons.